CUAAAUCUAAACAGUUAUUUUAAUGCUGAGGUAAAGGUAAAGUUGCUAAGGCAGUGUUCAUAACAUUGUUAUUACGAAAGGUCUACCAAUGACCGUAAUAAAGUUGAUAGUCGGUAAAGUGUGUUCUAUUUCAACCCAUUUUUGAUGGUUCAGUGUUUAGCCAACGUUAUGGUACUGCUGUUGACUGGUUGUUGUGGGCAAAAAAAAUACAAGGAAAUCUAGGUAAAUGAACAGGACUCGCAGGCUAAGAUAAAUAUUAUGUCUACCAGUACUGGUCUAAUUAGCUCAUAUUUCUUACGCGUAACUUAGCUACGUUUCAAAAAGUUUGCCCUGACCUGAAGGGAAAUGAUCAAAUGAUAAUUUCCUUGAUGUCGUGAUCUCUCUUCAGUGCCUAAAUCUUAUGAGCUAUCGUGACGAUGUAAUAGCAGCGUAGUACAUCACUGUGCUACUAUCAGAGAACAGUGGCUCAUCAUCACUAACGUUACUGACUUCAGUAGAUCCACCAAAUAUCGCCAACAACUUUGAGCAAGUCUUCACAGACCAAGUUAUGGCGAAUUCCAACAAACGCACUCGGAGAGAGGACUCCUCUUUGGUGCUCACGUGUGAGUGGGCAUCCUGCAAAGAAACCUUCCCUCAAAUGCAAGAGUUUUGCAAGCACGUGGAGAAACACCACGCAAUGUCAACAGAGGACAUGGACACUGAUGACGAUGUGGAUGAGCAUGUGUGUCAGUGGAGGGACUGUGGCUUCUGUUCGGUAGAGAGUGCGGCAGAGUUACAGAGACAUUUGUUCUUCCACUGCUACCACACCAAGCUGAAGCAGUGGGGACUCAAUAUCCUCCAGGCUCACCCUGACAUGGGCACCUGUUCCGUGGGCCUUCACAACCGCAACAUAAUACCCGAGAUCACUGACAACUUCAUUUGCUCCUGGGAGCAUUGUGAGGCCUCUAUGGACAACCCUGAGUGGUUCUAUCGCCACGUAGAGAACCACGCCUUGUCCCUGGACAUGAAGUCCAAUGGAAAGGAAGAGAAUGUUCUUUGCUGUGGCUGGAAAGAUUGUGAGGCCACCUUCAAGGGACGCUUCAAGUUGCGAGAGCACCUGCGGAGUCACACCCAGGAGAAGAUAGUCGCGUGUCCGACCUGUGGAGGGAUGUUUGCUAACAACACCAAGUUCUUUGACCACAUCCGGCGGCAAACAACUAUUGAAGGCCAAAGAUUCCAGUGUUCCCACUGUUCUAAGCGCUUUGCUACCGAGAGACUUCUCCGAGACCACAUGAGAAACCAUGUGAACCAUUACAAAUGUCCUUUUUGUGACAUGACCUGCCCCUCGCCGUCCUCACUCAGAAACCAUAUCAAGUUCCGCCACAGCAACGAGAAACCCUACCGCUGCGACUACUGCGAGUACAGCUGUAAGAACCUGAUCGACCUGCGGAAACAUUUCGAUACACACAGUAGCGUGCCAGCCUAUCAGUGCGACUACGAGGACUGUGACUACGCCACCCGCUCCAUGCAGUCCAUCAAGGCGCACUACAAAAGAGUGCACGAGGGCGAUGUCGCUCCACGCUACAAGUGUCAUGUGUGUGAGCAGUGCUUCACGAGAGGAAACAACCUCACGGCUCACCUGCGCAAGAAACACCAGUUCAAAUGGCCAUCGGGACACCCCAGAUUCAGGUACAAGGAGCAUGAGGACGGCUUCAUGCGGCUGCAGCUGAUUCGUUACGAGAGCGUGGAGCUGACCGAGCAGCUGAUGAGGGAGAGGCCGGCGGAGGGGGACUGCUCCGACCAGCCUGCCCAGAACGAGGGCAUCGGGAGUGGCCUGCAGUCCCCCGCGGACGGAGAGGAUGUAUCUGACGGCCAGGAGGAAGAGGAGGAGGAGGAGGAGGAGGAGGGGGACUGUGGGGCGGAGGAGAGAGCGAGGCCGGAGGAGGGGGACAACGUGCUCCUGGUCAUGCUGAAGGGAAGCUCCCCGGAGGGCCAGGCAGCGGAGGAGGACACGGUGAUGAGGCGGCUGCAGGACACAGCACAGCAGCUGGGCAUGGAGGUGGUGUGAGGGCCCGGAGGCUGGGACAUGAUGGCAGCAGACCCAGCGUUGCACUGUGGUCAUCGCUGUUCGGGACUUGUCCAAAGGGUUUGAUCUCCGCUUGAAGUGGCAAAUGAGUGAGUGAUGCAAAUUCUAGUGAAAGCAGUGAGUGACUGUAAUAUGAUCUCUCCAGACACAUUGGGGUUUGGCAGUGCCAAGCUUGGACCACUGUUCCAAGGCCCAAAGAGGUUCAUGGGAAGUAUCGGCUCCUCUCUUCUCUGGGAUGCAAAGGUUGCAUCAUCAACAGUCAGAAUCUGGAAUGUCCAACUGCUUCAUUGUUCUUUGUUUUUGGAGAAAAAGGUGUUUGACUUUAAAAUUGACUGAAGACAUUCUGCUCCCAUGGAAGCUCAGGUCUUCUGGAAGAGUUGAUGAUUCCAGUUGUGGCCAGUAUCUGAAGCUCAGUUCCUCAGCUUCCUACUUACCUCACAGCUUCCACAACUCUCGUAAGCUCUUGAUGAGUUUAUCUAUUCUUCCUUUUGCCUCUCUCACAGAAGAAUACUUAUUGAUGGACUGUUUGAAGUGACACUAAUUCCUAUUGUUCUAAAUGGUUCAUUUUUGUUUUAGCUUUUUUAGCUAAUGGUCUUGGCAGUUAUAAGCCAGCAAGUUUCCAAAGGCACUUGGUUAGCGUGGGUUUGAUGUGUAAAUAUGUUCGAAAAAGUUGCACUUAUACGAGAUAGUAGUGAAGUGAAUCGUCUUCCCAGCCAUUUUCUGAUUUUUUCAACAAUGUUUGAUGUUUGUUUCCAAUUCCAAUUAAUUACCCCCCAGUCAAAAGUGGAAGAUCAAAGUGGUAAGGUUAUAGAGGACCUCAAACUAAUUUAUGUUUUAUUAACUCCACUGUGAGGAAAUGAUAAUGUGAAUCUGGCAAUGUAUGCUUCCAUCGUCUCUUACUGAUGAGGUGUAUUGGUAUAAGCUCACUAUUUCAUACACAUGUUACAUCACCGCUAUGUGGAAGUACUUGUUGAUUUAUUUAUUUUGUGCUAAAAUAACCUUCUGAGAAAAGUACCACAACAGCCUCGGAGGAGAUGGAGUUGGUUUGAAUAAACUCUAUCUUGAACUAA
Molecule: messenger RNA, 3135 nt
Organism: Sardina pilchardus (European sardine)
Lineage: Eukaryota; Metazoa; Chordata; Actinopteri; Clupeiformes; Clupeidae
Gene: hinfp
Product: histone H4 transcription factor
Exons: 10
Coding region: 548-2047 (499 amino acids)
Source: RefSeq, a predicted model, not a curated record